AUGCUUCCUCUGCUGCCGGGGCUCGGGGCUGGCUUCCAGCGGAAGUCCUGGGCCCCCGGUGGGCCGCCUGGUGCCCGCGCUCAGCCCACUUCGGGGUCUCGCACGUGCGGGGCGCGGGGCUCACGUAAGAGGACCCCGGGUCUGGACUUAUGCUCAGGCCCCCGGAAAGGCCGCUGCUGCCUCCACGACGUGCGUUUCCUCAGCUCUUCCCACAUCUGUAUCGGCAGAUGCCCGGGACGUUGUCCUUGGGGCCUUCUGAGGAGAGGCGGGUGCAUGCGCGUCGCCGGCGGGGCUUCCUUCUCCAGGUCCGACUGCGGGCACAGCAGGACCGACGCGAUCCCUGGAGCCCCCCAGUCUCCCUGCUCCAUCGCUGCUCAGCGGCGGCGGGACAGCCCCAGGACGCGCGGGCACGGUCGGACUGGCCGGAAGGUGCCUGCAGACGGCCCCUGUUACUAA
Molecule: messenger RNA, 456 nt
Organism: Rangifer tarandus platyrhynchus (Svalbard reindeer)
Lineage: Eukaryota; Metazoa; Chordata; Mammalia; Artiodactyla; Cervidae
Source: the annotation of a GenBank genome assembly